This is a messenger RNA of Podarcis lilfordi (Lilford's wall lizard), 243 nucleotides long. Lineage: Eukaryota; Metazoa; Chordata; Lepidosauria; Squamata; Lacertidae. The record is from the annotation of a GenBank genome assembly.
GAGAAAAUUCAGAUCAGCCAACACAAUCUUUUGAAAAGGAAGAGAAACCCUUGAAAGAUGAAGCAGAAAAGGAAAAGUCCAUUGAUAAAUUGCCCAGGAAAAUGUUAUCAAGAGAUUCUAGCCAAGAAGAUACAGAUUCAACUGGUAUAGAUCUACAUGAGUUUUUAGUAAAUACGUUGAAAAACAAUCCCAGGGACAGAAUGAUGCUGCUGAAAUUGGAACAAGAAAUCUUAGAUUUCAUUG